CGCGAUCAUUCAGUCACAGCCUCCGGGUCUCUCCCGCGACAGCAUAUAUAUGAUGCACAAGUGUGCCAGAGCCGUGAGCGACAGGUACCGGAGGGCGGCCCGGGACGACCACCUGGCUUUGCUGAAGGAGGCGACGCGCAGGGACCUAAAGUGCCCGGGCGAAGACGGCAUGACAGCGGCGCUCUGGGCCGCCUAUCACGGCAAUCUGGCGGCACUGCGCCUCAUCGCGGGGAAAGGGGGUGACCUGGACAAGUGUGACAUCUGGGGCAGCACCCCACUCCACCUGGCAGCUGCCAACGGUCACCUGAACUGCGUCUCUUUCCUGGUGUCGUUCGGCAUUAAUGUCUGGUGCCUGGACAACGAUUCCCACACUGCCCUGGAGGUGGCGGCCUCGCGGGGCCACAUGAACUGCGUGCGUUACCUGGACUCAGUGGCAGCCAGGCAGGAGGGGCUGAACCCCAAGCUGGUGGGUAAGCUGAAGGAGCGGGCGGAGCGCGCCAUGCAGCGCCGGACCCGCGCCGGGCAGGACGCGUGGCAUGAGCACCCAGAACUCUUGGAACGUUAUGACUAUUGGGGUGGGCAAGGUUACCUGAGCUUCUAUAGCUACACCAGCAGCAAGACCUUUGGCAUCACGACCUCCAGAACCUCCCUUUCCCAGAUGUGGAGGGAAGGUCAGUCGCUAUGUCGCUCAGUUAUCCCCCUGCGUAUCCCCCUGCGUAUCCCCCUGCGUGUCUCCCUGCGUGUCUCCCUGCGUGUCCCCCUGCGUGUCCCUCUGCGUGUCUCCCUGCGUAUCCCCCUGCGUGUCUCCCUGCGUGUCUCCCUGCGUAUCCCCCUGUGUGUCUCCCUGCAUAUCCCCCUGCGUGUCCCCCUGCGUGUCCCCCUGCGUGUCUCCCUGCGUAUCCCCCUGCGUGUCCCCCUGCAUAUCCCCCUGCGUAUCCCCCUGCGUGUCCCCCUGCGUGUCUCCCUGCGUAUCCCCCUGCGUAUUCCCCUGCGUGUCUCCCUGCGUAUCCCCCUGCGUAUCCCCCUGCGUGUCUCCCUGCGUAUCCCCCUGCGUGUCUCCCUGCGUGUCUCCCUGCGUAUCCCCCUGCGUAUCCCCCUGCGUGUCCCCCUGCGUAUCCCCCUGCGUGUCUCCCUGCGUAUCCCCCUGCGUGUCUCCCUGCGUGUCUCCCUGCGUAUCCCCCUGCGUAUCCCCCUGCGUGUCCCCCUGCGUUUUCCCCUGCGUGUCUCCCUGCGUAUUCCCCUGCGUAUCCCCCUGCGUGUCCCCCUGCGUUUUCCCCUGCGUGUCUCCCUGCGUAUCCCCCUGCGUAUCCCCCUGCGUGUCUCCCUGCGUAUCCCCCUGCGUGUCUCCCUGCGUGUCCCCCUGCGUGUCCCCCUGCGUGUCUCCCUGCAUAUCCCCCUGCGUAUCCCCCUGCGUGUCUCCCUGCAUGUCCCCCUGCGUAUCCCCCUGCGUGUCUCCCUGCGUGUCCCCCUGCGUAUCCCCCUGCGUCAAGCUGACUCCCCUCCUUUUCUGCAGGCCACCUUGCAGUCUAUCGCCAAGGGCAAGGCCAAGAUCCAGAAGAUUCUGCGGAGGAGGAAGCAGGUGGUGGGGGCCUUUGCUGUGCCUGAGGACUCCCCCUCCCCAUCUGGGCUCACCAGUGCAUAUGAUGUCAUGUUCCCUUCCCACAUGUGCCCCAGGGACUCCCUGUUUCACCCCAGAGCCUGUGACGGGUUCCCCUUUGGUGACAGUGAUGUCAUGUCCCGCGCCGUGAGUGACCCAGGCGUCUGUGUGGCCGAGCAGGUCGGCUGGCAGGCCAGGAUGGACUUGGGCUACGAAUCGCUUUUCAACCGGCCCGGACUGGGGACCGUGAUGUUCAGACGCACCUACUGCCCUGGUGCGGGGACCGGAGCCACUGUGCUGGGCCGCAGGAUGGUGGGGACCGGGCCGGCGCUGCGGCGCUCCCCUAGCCUGGACAGCUACCUCCUGGAGGAGGACCAGAGGGAGGCGCCGUGGGAGUCACGGCUGAGCCUAGGGGAGGAUGCCAGCGGUGAUGAUGCCUCCCCUCUGGAGGCCUUCCUGGUUGCAUGGGGAGCCAGUGAAUUCCUGCCCGUGUUCCAGCAGGAGAAGAUCACCCUGGAUGUCCUGCUGCUUUCCUCCGACCACGACCUCGAGGGAGUCGACAUCCCACUGGGACCCCGUCGGAAAAUCAUGGAAGGUUGCCGACGGAGACAAGAGGCACUGCAGGACCCUGGCGAACUAAAGGACACAAAACUGUGA
Molecule: messenger RNA, 2254 nt
Organism: Brienomyrus brachyistius
Lineage: Eukaryota; Metazoa; Chordata; Actinopteri; Osteoglossiformes; Mormyridae
Product: Usher syndrome type-1G protein-like
Exons: 4
Coding region: 50-2254 (734 amino acids)
Molecular function (GO): protein binding
Source: RefSeq, a predicted model, not a curated record